GUAUGAAUGGCGAUCUGAAACCGGCAUAGCCACACAGCCGGCGUAACUUAAGGUUGGCCAAUCAUCGCCACUCGUGUACUUUAAUUGUGAGACGCUGGCGCGGGAGGUAGCCGCUUGCUCUGCAAUCUUCAAAACCUAUCGAGCUUCCGGAUGGCUGUGUGGAGUCAGCCCUACAAAAUGAUGGUGAAUGUGUGGUGUUGGUGUUUAUGUUGCAUUAUUGCAGUUGGCUUGGCUCACGCCUGGAGAAGCAAACCAGUAUGGAAGCGGCAAAGUUUCCGGAGAGAUGUCUCGAACAAGAUGACGAAGGUUCCAUUUGGUCUCAUUCCAGUCAAACUGUUUGUCGUGACGUCUGCUCGCGGGUCUGCCAUGCUCCGAGAAAGACUGCGACUUUGCAUUACAGUACAGGUCCUCCAGCACGGACAAGGCACUUAUGAGGCUUACAAAGGAACACCUAUCAUCGCAAUGAGCGUUCCGCAAGUCAUCGUAUCGCAAGUGUCAAUUAAUGUCUUUGCGUGUUGCACAGAUGCACCAGAGGUGACGGUGGAGAACGCGUUGAGCCGGCUCGCCUUAAAAGCGGGGCUUGCCAAGUACCUAGCCGGCAGCGCCUCCGAUUGA
Molecule: messenger RNA, 615 nt
Organism: Boeremia exigua
Lineage: Eukaryota; Fungi; Ascomycota; Dothideomycetes; Pleosporales; Didymellaceae
Exons: 1
Coding region: 151-615 (154 amino acids)
Source: RefSeq, a predicted model, not a curated record